AUGGCGCCUCGCGGCGCGGGCGUCUGCCUGACGCCGAGCCCGCGCAGCGAGGCCGCGUCGCCGCGGCCCGGGGCCCCGCCCGCCCUCGGCGAGGCGCCCGGCGCGGGCGAGCUGCCGCCCGGCACCCCGAGGGACCCAGUCGUGACCUGCAGCCCAGGCGUGCCGCCCACGAGCCCUGCGGGAGCGCUUGGGCCUGACACGCCGCCCACCGACCUGGUUGGGCUCUCCGGCCUGGACGCGCCGCCCACACGCCUGAGCGAGGUGCCCGCUGGCCACAGCAGACCGUCGAGCCUGGAGGAGUGGUACAGCGGUGAGUGCAGACCGAGGCCACCCAGCCUUGACACGCCGCCCGCGAGCCCCAGCGUGGCGCCAGGUCUGGGCGAGGUGCCCGCCAGCCCCAUCCAGAGGCCGCCGAGCCUGGAGGAGUGGCGCGGUGCUGCCGGCAGGCCGCCCAGCCCAGACGCACCUCCCAGGGCUGUACACAGCAGGCCGCCCAGCCUGGACACGCCGCCCGCGAGACUCAGCACGGCGCCCGGCCUGGACGAGGUGUUCAUGGGCUCAGGCCGGAGGCCGCCCAGCUUAGACACGCCGCCCGCGAGACUCAGCACGGCGCCCGGCCUGGACGAGGGUUUCAUGGGCUCAGGCCGGAGGCCGCCGACCUUCGACAUGCCGCCCGCGAGUUUCAGCGUGGCACCUGGCCUGGGCGAGGUGCCCGCGAGCCCAACGCAGAGGCCGCCGAGCCUGGAGGAGCGGCGCGGUGCUGCGGGCCUUCCGCCCAGCCCUGACGCGCCGCCCGCAUGCCCCAGCGCGGCGCCAGGCCUGGGCGAGGUGCCCGCGAGCCCAACGCAGAGGCCGCCGAGCCUGGAGGAGCGGCGCGGUGCUGCGGGCCUUCCGCCCAGCCCUGACGCGCCGCCCGCAUGCCCCAGCGCGGCGCCAGGCCUGGGCGAGGUGCCCGCGAGCCCAACGCAGAGGCCGCCGAGCCUGGAGGAGCGGCGCGGUGCUGCGGGCCUUCCGCCCAGCCCUGACGCGCCGCCCGCAUGCCCCAGCGCGGCGCCAGGCCUGGGCGAGGGGCCCGCGAGCCCAACGCAGAGGCCGCCGAGCCUGGAGGAGCGGCUCGGUGCUGCGGGCCUUCCGCCCAGCCUCGACACGCCGCCCGCGAGCCCCAGCGCGGCGCCAGGCCUGGGCGAGGUGCCCGCCAGCCCCAUGCAGAGGCCGCCCCGCCUGGAGGAGCGGCGCGGUGCUGCGGGCCUUCCGCCCAGCCUCGACGCGCCGCCCGCGAGCCCCAGCGCGGCGCCAGGCCUGGGCGAGGUGCCCGCGAGCCCCAUGCAGAGGCCGCCGAGCCCGGAGGAGCGGCGCGGCGCUGCGGGCCUUCCGCCCAGCCUCGACGCGCCGCCCGCGAGCCCCAGCGCGGCGCCCGGCCUGGGCGAGGUGCCCGCCAGCCCCACGCAGAGGCCGCCGAGCCCGGAGGAGCGGCGCGGCGCUGCGGGCCGGCCGCCCAGCCCGCGCGCGCCUCCCAGGGCCGUGCCCGGCGGGCCGCCCAGCGCGGGCACGCCGCCCGCGAGGCGCGGCACGCCGCCCCGGCGGGGCGAGGCUGCAGCGGGCCCGGGGCGCUGGCCGCCGAGCCUGGACAUGGACGACGCGGACAUGGACUCGCCGCGCAGAGGCCCCGUCAGGCCCGGCGUGCCGCCUGGUGCCGCUGGCAGGCCGCCCAGUCCAGAGAGACCGGAGCCGCCCCGGCGCACCUCCGCGCCGCCGGCGGGCCGCCGGGACGAACCCAGCGCGCUUCGGGUGGUGCUGCGGACGCCGCACCGGCUGAACCUCCGGGGCGCGCCACAGGCGUCGGGCAGCGGCGGCCGCGCCGGCCUUCUGCAGCCGCGGGGCGGGCGCUCGACGCCGCAGCGUGGUGGACGCAGCCAGAUCGGCCGCGGUGGCGGCACAGUCUCAGCAACGCCGCACCACUCGCCGCGUGGGGGGACGCUGCACUGACAUCCCGCCAGGGAGACGGCGGCGCCCUGCGCCGGACGGAGAGCGGGCCGACCGAGGGCAGGAGAGCUAACGAACCAUGCGGGCCCGCGCGGGGGGCCCUCCGCGCGCCUCGCCCCCCGCGCCCGCACGCUGGGGGCUGCGGGGGCCCGCGACCGCCCUCAAUGCAGGGCGCAGGGCGCUGGCCGCCCCCGCUGCCGUCGGGCUGGCCGGGGCGGACGAGCGAA
This is a messenger RNA of Prorocentrum cordatum, 2210 nucleotides long. The record is from the annotation of a GenBank genome assembly. NCBI's taxonomy places the organism in Eukaryota, Dinophyceae, Prorocentrales, Prorocentraceae.